This is a messenger RNA of Herpailurus yagouaroundi (jaguarundi), 2492 nucleotides long. RefSeq names its product dihydropyrimidinase like 2 (gene DPYSL2). NCBI's taxonomy places the organism in Eukaryota, Metazoa, Chordata, Mammalia, Carnivora, Felidae. Gene Ontology annotation, molecular function: hydrolase activity, acting on carbon-nitrogen (but not peptide) bonds, in cyclic amides. The coding region runs from base 146 to 2179 and encodes 677 amino acids. Gene Ontology annotation, cellular component: cytoplasm; cytosol. The transcript is spliced from 14 exons. The record is from RefSeq and is a predicted model, not a curated record.
CCCUCCUUCCUUUCUGUACACCUUGCGGCAGGCAGAGAGCGGCAGCCGCGGCAGCAGCCAGGGGGUUUGUGCACAGAGAGAGGCCGACUUAGGGACCGGCAGACGGACGGACGGACAGAGCGGACCCUCCCCGAGCUCCCGCGCCAUGGCCGAGAGGAAGCAAUCCGGGAAGGCGGCAGAGGACGAAGAAGUCCCUGCCUUUUUUAAAAACCUGGGCUCAGGCAGCCCUAAGCCCCGGCAGAAAUUCUGUGGCAUGUUCUGCCCGGUGGAAGGGUCCUCCGAGAACAAGACCAUCGAUUUCGACUCGUUGUCCGUGGGCCGGGGCUCGGGGCAGGUGGUGGCUCAGCAGCGGGACGUCGCCCACUUGGGCCCGGACCCGCAGCCGCCGUACUCCCGGCAGGGCCGGCGCGCCGGCGGGGAGCCAUCUGUUGAAUCGAGCCGGAAGGUGGAGAUCCGGCGGGCCUCGGGCAAGGAAGCCCUGCAGAACAUCUACGACCAGAGUGAUCGUCUUCUGAUCAAAGGAGGUAAAAUUGUUAAUGAUGACCAGUCAUUCUAUGCAGACAUAUACAUGGAAGAUGGGUUGAUCAAGCAAAUAGGGGAAAACCUGAUUGUGCCAGGAGGGGUGAAGACCAUCGAAGCCCAUUCUAGGAUGGUGAUCCCCGGAGGGAUUGAUGUCCAUACCCGCUUCCAGAUGCCUGACCAAGGAAUGACCUCUGCUGAUGACUUCUUUCAAGGCACCAAGGCCGCCCUGGCUGGGGGAACCACCAUGAUCAUUGACCAUGUCGUGCCCGAGCCCGGGACAAGCCUGCUGGCAGCCUUCGACCAGUGGAGGGAGUGGGCUGACAGCAAGUCCUGCUGUGACUACUCUCUGCACGUGGACAUCACGGAGUGGCAUAAGGGCAUCCAGGAGGAGAUAGAGGCCCUGGUGAAGGACCACGGGGUCAAUUCCUUCCUGGUGUACAUGGCUUUCAAAGAUCGCUUCCAGCUAACUGAUUCCCAGAUCUAUGAAGUAUUGAGCGUGAUCCGGGAUAUCGGUGCGAUUGCCCAAGUCCACGCGGAAAACGGCGACAUCAUUGCAGAGGAGCAGCAGAGGAUCCUGGAUCUGGGCAUCACGGGCCCCGAGGGACACGUGCUGAGCCGGCCUGAGGAGGUCGAGGCCGAAGCCGUGAAUCGCUCGAUUACCAUCGCCAACCAGACCAACUGCCCUCUGUACGUCACCAAGGUGAUGAGCAAGAGCGCGGCCGAAGUCAUCGCCCAGGCCCGGAAAAAGGGAACCGUGGUGUAUGGUGAGCCCAUCACCGCCAGCUUGGGGACUGAUGGCUCCCACUACUGGAGCAAGAACUGGGCCAAGGCCGCCGCUUUUGUCACCUCCCCACCCCUGAGCCCUGACCCGACCACUCCGGACUUCCUGAACUCCUUGCUGUCCUGCGGAGAUCUUCAGGUCACUGGCAGUGCCCACUGCACAUUCAACACUGCCCAGAAGGCUGUGGGAAAGGACAACUUCACCCUGAUCCCCGAAGGCACCAAUGGCACCGAGGAGCGGAUGUCCGUCAUCUGGGAUAAGGCUGUGGUCACGGGGAAGAUGGACGAGAACCAGUUUGUGGCCGUGACCAGCACCAAUGCAGCCAAAGUCUUCAACCUGUACCCCCGGAAAGGCCGCAUUGCUGUGGGAUCCGAUGCUGACCUGGUCAUCUGGGACCCCGACAGCGUUAAAACCAUCUCUGCCAAGACCCACAACAGUUCUCUUGAGUACAACAUCUUUGAAGGCAUGGAGUGCCGUGGCUCUCCACUGGUGGUCAUCAGCCAGGGGAAGAUCGUCCUGGAGGAUGGCACCCUUCAUGUCACCGAAGGCUCUGGGCGCUACAUCCCCCGGAAGCCCUUCCCCGAUUUUGUUUACAAGCGUAUCAAGGCGAGGAGCAGACUGGCAGAACUGAGAGGGGUUCCCCGCGGCCUGUACGACGGACCCGUGUGCGAGGUGUCCGUGACGCCCAAGACAGUCACCCCAGCCUCCUCAGCCAAGACGUCUCCUGCCAAGCAGCAGGCCCCUCCUGUCCGGAACCUGCACCAGUCUGGAUUCAGCUUGUCUGGUGCUCAGAUUGACGACAACAUUCCCCGCCGCACCACCCAGCGCAUUGUGGCUCCCCCUGGUGGCCGUGCCAACAUCACCAGCCUGGGCUAGAGGUCCGGCCGCAACUUCCUUGGGGAUGGGGAUGGGACACCUGAGGACAUUCUGAGACUUCUUCCUUCCUUUUUUUUUUUUUUUUUUUUUUUAAGAGCCUGUGAUAGUUACUGUGGGGCAGCCAGUUCAUGGGGCUCCCUCUCGGGCCCUGCACUCCGUCCCUCACCCGGAGUCACUGAUUUUGCUCACCCACUUCCCCGUACAUCUACGAAUAUCACACCCAAGUCUGCCCACCAACCCCAUACACGGAACCGCACCCAACACUCAGACAUGUGACACAAAGCGAAUCACAACGAGGGCGCCUUUCAUCUCC